AGGUACAGCAGUGUGUUCCCCAGCCUCAACAUGGCCGUGAAACGAAGGGAGCAGGCUCUACAGGACUACAAGAGGUUACAGUCCAAGGUAGAGAAGUAUGAAGAGAAGGAGAAGACGGGUCCCACCAUGGUCAAACUACACCAGGUACACUGCUCUUUCUAUGUAACGGAACAGUGCUAACAGCUUCUGCUGGCACGUGUUGCCACUUUAACUCUCACUCCAUAUCUCCGUUGGGCAGCAGAAGUCCUAGCAUGGUGUCAGUGGUUUCAAUACAAUCAAGAAGUGAACAAGGUACAAAUGUUGACUGGAUAUGAACAAAAAUAGUUGAGUGCAUGUAUACUGUACAUGUGCUCUCUGUUCACCCACGCAAGCUACCAGGCUCUCAAGUAUUGCCUUUUGAAAAGACACUGCUGCACAUAUACAGGCACGUAAUUGAGUAUUGUAGACACACUCACCGAGACCUCUUCGGCAGCACACACAUAUUCACAGAUAUCAAUGCAGCACUGCCUGGGCUCACACCCUCACAUGGCUGCCCACCCACACACAAUGAGAAAAGCAUUGUCAGGGGCACAAAGCCUAAAGAGGCCCCCUAUCUCCCUGGCCUUUGAAUCUCACAGCUCUUAGAGAAAUGAUCUUGACAAAACACUACCACACCAGUUAAACAGACUCACUAAGGACGGACACACAGAGUAGAUACUUAAGAUAAACAUUAGUGCUCACAGGUAAUGCUGUUAUACCUUCCUCCCUCCCCACUAACAUACACACACAUCAUGCACUCUAAAUCAUGCAUAUUCACUGAGAUAUAAUUUUUUUUAUGCCCACCAAUAGACUACCUGCUAAUACAUCACACAUAAUCCUGAUCAGUGGUGGUGUGGUCUGCACACAGCCAACUCUUCCCACAUAACCCACUCCUCCUCACUUGUGGUCGUGAUUAGUCUUUUUAUUUUUUCUCUGCGUCAGAACACAUUUUCAUUCCUCCUAUUGUUUUUCAUUGUUAUUGACAGAUGACAUUUCUGAGAACGUAGCUGGAAUAUUAUUGUUGAGACUCCAUAGUUAUGAUGAGGUGUGUAUGUUGAAGUGUCAACCUGUCGUCUGUUUGCCCCCGUCCAGGCCAGGGAGGAGCUGAGACCAGUCAGGGAGGACUUUGAAGCCAAAAACAAGCAGCUGUUGGACGAGAUGCCCAAGUUCUACCACAGCCGCAUCGACUACUUUCAGCCCAGCUUUGAGGCACUCAUCCGGGCACAGGUGAGCUAUAGUGUAUCUGGCUGGGUGCACACUCAUGACAUACCCAGUUUAACUCCUGUGAGCCAUCUUUGUAAUGCAUACAUACAUGCACAGUUAUGAAUUAUUAGGCCUAGGUAUGUAUGAGCAUACAGUUGAUACACAAAACCUGUUAACUGUCCAAUCCCAGUUCAAAAAGUGUCCAAUGGGUUUUAUUUGUCAUUAUAGUAGAUUGUUGAUUUGGGUGUAGUGUUGCGCCCAGCAGUCUGUUGACCAACAGCAUGGAGUGGUAGUGGAGUGGAGAGAGUGUGUGUAAUCCUCCCUGUCUCCCUCCACCCAGUCUUAAUGUGAUUAACCCCCAGCGACGGCCCCACUCCUCCCUGAUUAGCCCAGGAAGCCCAGGUCUGUCCGUCUAUCUGUCUGUCUGGCUCCAGCCCCUCUAACCUGCGAGCCCGCCUCGCUUUAUCCAGCCCAGCAGCUGAGCCGAGCACCCCCACACCGUUAACCCCACCCCAGCCAUGUCAUUUCCCCUUUGGGAUAGAAACUGGCACACGCCUAAUCAGAUUGAGUAGUGGCCACGUCACUAGGCCAGGCUGGCGCCCCACCCCCAAACACACUGACAGACCGACAGCUGCCUAUCAGACUCAGCCGACAUUGUGUCAUUGAUACUACCAGGCAAGCCCAGAGGGGGUUCAAAGGAAGUUGAUAUUUGCGUCCUUUGAUCUAUCCAUAGUUCUGUCUUCCGUGACAGAGUUCUUUACUUUCCCCCUGUAUUUCUAUGACAUUAGAACAGGUGGGAAGGCUUGUAUGUGAUGACUGUUACUGGAAGACUGGAAGUGAAUGGAGCCCUCCUGGGCUGGCUGAGUAAAGACAAACUUGUGUAACAGCAUCGGAGCCUAAUCUUCACAGCUCAGGAGAUGGUGUCACUGGAGGUAGUCUGUAUGAACUUGGCAGCUGCCAUUAGGUCUCUGGUAAUCUUGUUAGCUGAUCAGGAUUAUCUCCUCCAUAGUAGCUCUGUAAUGUAACACUGGACAUCACUGAGCCAUUAUCUCUCCCUAGAAUGAUGAUUAUAGAAACAUGGAUCCAAUGCCCUAUAAGAUUAGGAUUUAAUAGAGACAGGUUGUGGAUAAAAAUGAUUGGGUAAAGAUUUUGGGCCUUCCCACUGUUAGUGUCCCUUUUCCAGUGCUCUGUCCUCUAUGGACACUGGAGCAUGUCUGUACUCAGUCAUCUGCAAAUAAUGACUUGAAACAGUAAUGAGGGCCCUCUGAAGGCAAAGCGCUGAUGACUCAAAUUCGCUCAGAGAGCGCAUCUCUAACCCCAGCACACUGUGAAUGGAGGCGGGGGGGGAUGCAGUUGGGUCAGAGGGACAGACUCCAGCGCCGGGCUGGUCUACACACCCACUCCUCCAACACAGCCGCUCCUGGGUGGUCAGUCAGCACUGCAGCCCAUGCGCAGUCUGGACUCCCUCUCCCCCGGACCUGCUGCAUGCCUCCCAGGGUGCCCUCACAAUGCCUCCCUUUGUUCUGAGGCUCUAGCACCACUAGCAGGAGUUCCAUGAAAUGGCUAUGAAUGGGACGCAAUGCUCUGCUGUGAUCGGAUGUGCCUGUCCACCUGUACGGAUGCUGGAUAAUUGAGACAUUGUCUGAGUUUGGAUUCCCUGUGGUUGUUCUUGGUUAGGGUGUUCUGUACUGCUUGUACAAGCUGAAAGAAAUGAUAUGUUCUUUUGACACGCUACUGUCAUAAUGAUUUAGUUAUUUUGCACUUCUCCUGAGGCAAUCGAUAGAUUAGAUUGAUAGAUGGGAUCAUAUUGGAUGCCAAAGUUCUGCAACUUUUUCUCCCACGUGCUGUAUGUUUUUGAAAUAUUGUUAGUGAAAUAAACAGUCAUAGUUGAGGUCAGAUGAGUUGGUGUAGCUCUGUCUAAAAAAAUAUUUAGUCAUCAGGGCCAGGGUGACGAGGGUGUGUAUUUGGACAUUUGUAAAAUAAAAUAAAAAUAAGAAAAUAAAUAGACAUCACAUAGUUCAUAUAAAUAAGUCUGAAUUUGGCCAUUGGCUUCUUUUCAUAGGUGGUCCAUGGAGUUUAUGGCACAUGAUUACUGGGAUAAUUGUAGAGACUGGAUGACAUGAAGGAUGUUCACCCCAGACCGGACACCGUGAUCUGGUGUACAUUAUAACUGACAUGUAUCCCAUAGCUUUUUCACCAAGCCACUUUUCAAAUGAAAAAUAUCCGCUUUGUCCCCACAUACACCGGUAACCCAAUACUCAUGGCCCACUCAUGUGGUCUAAGUGACAGAGUUCGGUAUAAACACACACAGGCUUUUCAAACUGGGUUCCUCUUCCGGUUAGUCACUGGGUAUACCAACUGGCUUCUGUUAAUAUAACUGGGCUGCAGCUGGCACACGUCAUGUGGAUUAGACAUUUGGAUAGUUAAUCACUGUUCAAAUGUAAUUAGUUGAAAAUGGCUACAUGAUCAUUUCUCUACCAGCAUGCCUCCUGUGACAAAGCUCUUAUAGUAGCAUGUGGCUACGUCUUCUCCCUACCCAAGAGAGAGAGAUCUUCAUUUUCCUAUCUGAAAUGGCCUGUCUAUAUUCUUCAACGCCCUUGAUCUGCCAGCAGCUAUUAUUUUAUUCCAGCCUCUAUAUAGAACAGAACACACGUGUGCAUUUGCAAAUAAGUCAGAAAUGCCCCCUUAAGUGCACUGUAGCGUAUGCAUCGCUGCAUGAAUAAAUAUUGAAAUGUGUGUGGGUUUCAAGGGGUUGUAUUUCCCAGUACUUUCAUUCUCUGCCCACUCUUUUGGAGUCUUGUAAUGUGAUUAAAGUCUAUUAAUCAUCAAAGCAUCUCUCCUGGGAUCCUGACUCAUGAACUGGGGGAAGAAACAGGGGUGGAAUGUGUCAAGAAAGCUUUCAGCGAACACUCUCUGUAUCAUGUUCAGAUUGGAAGAGAAAAGGCAGGGUCACUACCCACUGAAGUGCUGGGGUUUGGGCUUUGUUUUAGUUGUUUGAUUUCUACGGGCUCGCUCCUUUACUUCUGAAUGGCUUCUCAUUAGUGGAGGUGAAGGGCUAUAGGACCAUGAGCCUCUGCAUGUUGUAAGUAAACUGUGGUUAGAUUGGGGGGGGUGGACUGGGCAGGGUUCUGAUUUGAACUUCAACUGCUCUCUUUCUGUAAGAUCCUCAUCCUCUUAAAGUCUUCCACCUCAGUAAAUUAACCAUUCAUCUCUUUCCUUCUCUCUUUCAGGUGGUGUACUUCACGGAGAUGCACAUAAUCUUCAGUGAGUUGACAGAUCAGAUCGACCAGGCAGGGCUGACUGAUGAGCAGAGGGAGAGGGAGAAUGAAGCCAAGCUGAGUGAGCUGCGUGCUCUGUCUAUUGUCGCUGAUGACUGAGCGCGGGAGAGAACACCAAGGAGGGGAAGGGCUCGCUCUAUACCUCUGGCCUUGACUCCUUUCAAACCUCAGUGAAUGGAUUGCUCUUCAGGAUCCUUCUCACUGUGCAAAUGGACAGCUUUGGUCAUAUCCUAAUCAUCAAUUUCUUUCUUGCACUCAUCUUCCCACCUCUCUCUCUCUCACAUCUGACCCUUUUCUCACGUCUAAAGAAACACUGAUAGCAAUUCAAAGCAUUUUAACUGCCACAUUUACCAAGCCAUCAGCCAAGUGCUAUUAUCAUAAGCCAAUAUGUAUAUAUAUUUUUUAAAUCAUGGAAUGAAACUGUUCUAAGAACUCAUUUGUGGGUCACACCAUAGAAUUACAUAUAGAACUAGUAGAUUUAUAGGAUAUCCGUGGGUCACACUUUCUUCUCAAAGCUGCAUACUCGGUUUUGAUCGUUUGAGUUUUGUAAUCAUUUCCAAAUCAAGGUACGUACCAAAAUGUAAUUUAUUGUACCAUAUUGGUAGUACUGUCUUGAACACUAAUAUUGAAAUGUUAGCAGACUAGAGGAUGAAGUGUAGGUCAGAAAGCUACAUUCAGUUGAAUCUCUGUAUUUCUCCCUCCCUCAGGGGUUAUGCACACUGAUCUAGCCUGUGCAUUGUGGACUGGGAGCUUAUUUGUUGGGGUAAAAAUUAUAUUGAAAGUUACCUGUAGUAUUUAACACUAGCCACUCCAGUUUCCUGGCUAUGGAUAUAAUACGUCAAACUCUUUAAUCUUCAGACCUCUGAUGGUGGCUGUAUAAAGGAGUGUCAAAAUGUUUUUGUCUGUUCCCUAAUCGUCCCCUGCUUCUGAAAAGGACAAUCUGACAUAGUCUUAGACUGAGAUAGUCCUUAUACCCUUAUCUUGUUCUUCAUGUAGGUUUUACAAGUCAAGCUAGAGUGCUUGCCUUUCAAAAGCAACGCUCUUGUUCCCUCUAGUGACACUUACUGUUCAUUGUUCUCAUAGCUUUCCUUCAUUUGACCAUAUCUUUGUUGUUCUUUGUUCCAUUGUUUGUGCUCAGUUUUAUUUGUGCAAACAGUUUAAUUAUUGAUUUAAACUCUCCAGUAAAUGUUCCUACUACAUACCAGAUCAAAUAAAACCAGGAGAGGACCAUGUCUAUCAGUUAUUGCCUAAGAUGAGAUCAUGGCAUAUGAUUGAAGUACAUCACUUAACUAUUAUACCCACCUUUGUUGGAUAUUUAUUAAUGGCAAAUGCUUCUGCUUGAGGAUGACAUUUUUCCUUAGUCAAUGAUUGUCAAUUUGUCAUGUUUUGAGGGAAUUCUCUCUUGACAUGUGUGCCUUUUCUUUGUGGACAGCUAUGCACAAAAUGCAUACUUGACUAAAUGUGUAUUUUUUUUAUUAUUUGGUUACCUUUUCCAAAACAUAGUUCUAGUUUAAUUAACAUUGUUAUUGAGUGAGAAACUUGACUUGUAAUCUGUUUCUUUAAUGUUAGUGGGUUUUAUUAAGCAGUUUUGUUGUUGCUCUGUUACCAUCUGUUUAGACAUUGUGUUCAGUAAAGCUUUUUCCAUUGUCAUUUUCUAUGAACAACCAUGCAAUAAAUAGAUGUAAGAAGUGUC
Coregonus sp. 'balchen' is the source of this 6192-nucleotide messenger RNA. The record is from the annotation of a GenBank genome assembly. Lineage: Eukaryota; Metazoa; Chordata; Actinopteri; Salmoniformes; Salmonidae.